AUGUCCAUUGUAGCGUUGGCCGACGGGCAGCAGUCGAGUGUUACCCUCGACGUCCUCCAUGAUGUCGCCGCCAAAAAUAACAUCAAGAUCUCGUCCAAGGCAGAAGAAGAUGCCUAUCUUCUCGUCUUACAGUCCGCAGACAUGACAGCAUCUAGUGUCCAUAUUCUGCCCGACUACAUUGAUCCACGUCUUGAGCCAGUUCCGACGGUGGGCGGGAGACAAUAUUGGAAGUCCCAAAACAACAGCCACAAUGCAUGGAGUCAUCAAGCCUCUCUCGUGGCCGAAAAGCCGCUCUCAGAUGUCCUGAAAGGCCGCAAAAUUGUGAUAAAGGAUAACAUGUCAGUCGGCGGCUUGCCACACACUUGUGGCACAUUCCCUCAGUUUAUCUCCAAGGACGGAAAAUAUCCUAUUGCACGCAUUGAUGCGAGUAUUAUUCGACGACUUUUGGAAGCAGGCAUCACCAUUGUCGGCACCUCUACUUGCGAAAACUACUCGUUGACUCCUAUGUCGUACACAUCUGCGAAUGGGCCCGUUCACAAUCCAUGGCUCCGCGACCACAACGCCGGCGGCAGCACAAGCGGAGGAGCCUGUCUUGUUGGCCUGGGCAACGCUCGGGCAGCGGGUGUGCCAGGCUUAGACGAAGCUGGUGAGGACGUUGAUCUCGCAAUGGGCGGCGACCAAGCUGGAAGCAUUCGACUGCCAUCUGCGUAUUGCGGGAUCUACGGUCUUAAGCCGACUCAUGGACUUGUCCCAUACACUGGCAUUGCUGGACUCCAUCCUAUGAUCGACUAUACCGGGCCCAUGGCGCGGAAGUUGGAGGACAUAGCCACGUUGCUCACGGUGAUUGCCGGCUAUGAUGGACUCGACCCGAGAAUGUCCCCGGAGUCGCCGCUUAGGCAGAACGUCGUUGAUUAUGCCAAAGGCCUUUCGUCAGCGGAGAAUCCUGGCAAGGGCCUCAAAGUUGGCAUCAUCAAAGAAUCUCUCACUUCACCUGGGACCCAAGCGGAAGUUGCAGAAACAGUACGAUCGACUGCAUUCAAGCAUUUCGAAGCUAGUGGGGCAACGGUGUCCGAAAUUUCAUUGCCAGUGCACCUUCUAGGAGCUGCCAUCUGGACCGCCGCUACAAGGACUCAUAUGGCGGAAUUGGCCAUUGGCGGAAGAACCCCGGACGUGCUGAACCACAACAUGCCGCAUCUGUCUCUGAGAUGGCCCCCAGACCAGGAAAUGUAUGACCUCUUGACCACCGCGAAUCCUGCAGUCAUCAACAUUAUAUUCUGUCAAACAUUCCUCAAAGAAAAGUUUGGCCCGGAGGUCCAGGCCAAGGCUCAUCGACAUGUGUUGCAGUUGAGAGCAGCAUAUGACAAGGCUCUCGAGGAGUACGACGUUCUUAUCACGCCGACUACGCCGACGGUGGCUUUGCCGCAUCCCGACCUCCGACCGGAAUCUGAAGGUGGAAGCACUGUCAUGGACAAAAUCAAGCUGGCAGUGGGCGCAACAAAUAACACCGCUCCUUUCAAUGCUUCAGGACAUCCUGCGCUCAAUGUGCCUUGCGGUUGGGCUCCUUCGCGGACCGGCAAAGGAAUGCUUCCGGUGGGAAUGCAAAUCAUCGGCAAGAGAUGGGAUGACCUUGGGGUGCUGAAAGCAGCCAAAGCUUUCGAGCUUGGAGGCGGAGGUCUGGGACCAUGGCCUGGCCAGAAACAAUGA
This is a messenger RNA of Exophiala dermatitidis NIH/UT8656, 1704 nucleotides long. Its product is annotated as amidase. Gene Ontology annotation, molecular function: catalytic activity. Bases 1 to 1704 code for a protein of 567 amino acids. The record is from RefSeq and is a predicted model, not a curated record. Lineage: Eukaryota; Fungi; Ascomycota; Eurotiomycetes; Chaetothyriales; Herpotrichiellaceae. The transcript has 2 exons.